CCCAUUCUCUGUCUCGCUGCCGUGGAGAGUGGACGUUCCGACGAGUAGAGCAGUCCAGCUCCUGCCAGGCCGGAGAGAGACGGAAGCAGGGAUUAAAUCCCGUCUUCUUCUUCCUUCUUCGUACCGGGACAUGGCGUGAGAGUCGUCGACCGACGCGAAGGGUUUUUUUUUUUAAGUUCCGAUUUUCGCUCCUGGCAGCUGUUCUCCGUUCUCACGUGCGCGGAAAUUCCCAGUGGUGUUUUCGGAUCUUUUCUUCCGCGUCUCCCCCCCGGUGCGGUGUCGCGGGAGGGCGGUGGUGGUGUUGAGUGUUUGACGCCGGACCAGUGCUUCGCCUCCUCCUCGGACGAUGCGGGAGUUGAUGGGAGCGGGCGGCAGCCCCCAGCCGCCGACCAGGGGCGCGCGCGCGCCGUCGCGGCCCGGGUACAUGGACCUGUCGCCCGAGCAGGCCGAGCGCCUCAUCUGCACCAAGCCCAUCGAGCAGUUCUACGACGUGGAGGAGCAGCCCUUCGCGAGGGGGAAGUACGCGGCCGUGCGCCGCUGCAGGGAGCGCGCCACGGGCCGCCGCUUCGCCGCCAAGUUCCUGCGCAAGCGCCGCCGCUCCGAGGACCUGCGGCCCGACAUCCUGCACGAGGUGGCCGUGCUGGACGCGUGCGCAGCCUGCCCGCGCAUCGCGCGCCUGCACCGCGUCUUCGAGUCGGCGCACGACAUGGUCCUGCUGCUCGAGCUCGCUCCUGGUGGGGAGCUCCAGAUGCUGCUGGAUAAAGACGAGGUGCCUGAAGAGAGACACGUCAAGAGGCUGAUGAGGGAGAUUCUGGACGGCCUUGUGUUCUUGCAUUCCAUCAACGUGGCUCAUUUGGAUAUCAAGCCGCAGAACCUGGUGUUAACAGCAGAUUUCCCACAAGGAGAAGUGAAACUGUGUGACCUUGGAAUUUCACGGUACAUCAGCCCAGGUGCAGAUAUCCGGGACUUCCUUGGGACUCCAGAUUAUGUCGCUCCUGAGGUGUUAAACUACGAGCCAAUCAGCCUUGCUACUGAUAUGUGGUCUGUCGGAGUGAUUCUUUAUGUCCUUCUGACUGGGUUCUCACCUUUCGGAGGCGACUCGAAGCAGGAGACCUUCUGCAACAUUUCCCAAUGUCGAUUGGACUUUCCAGAUGAUCUCUUUGAAGACAUUUCUGAGAAUGCCAAGGACCUAAUGAGGAAGCUAAUGGUGAAAGAUCCAAGCCAACGACUGAGUGCCCAGGCCAGCCUGAAACACCCCUGGUUCUCUGCGGUGGACUCGGUGCCACCCCACGUGACGGCGACACACAUCCUCACGAGGACGUGUGAGGUCCAAGAGACGCUCCACAUCUCCACCGCUUCGCUGACGCCCAGGAAGAUCGUGGCCAUGACGGGCCACGGCUCAUCGGUCCAGCAGAUGACUGCAGUUUCCAAGCCGGUGACCAAGUCCUCCAUGUCCUUCGCGAAGACUGCCCCGCCCGAAGCCCACCGCAGUAGUGCCAACUACGCAAAGACCGAGCAGUCACUCGCAACAGCAGACUUACAGAAGGGCGUGAAAGACAGAGGCAGUUCGGGAAUGAGCUCAUUCCGCAAGAACAGUUUCAAAAAACGCAUGGAGAGCCUCAAACAGACGUACGUGGAAGAAUCUGACAGUGACAACAAUAACAAUACAAACAACGACAACUUGAGUGUUGGUCCGGUGAACGACAACAGGUUCGUGCACGGUGAUGCGUCCUCUCUGCCGUCGGAGAGAACCACGGACACGACCAGGAGACUAGCUUCGGUGAACAAAGCGAUAGCGGUGCAGACCAUGCCCGUCGGGGGCCUGGGGCUUCGCGGUGUCAGCAACAGCAACGCUACCGUGGCGUGCAGACAAGUGAACGUUAACAUCUCCAGCGGUUCGACGAGCGCUCGGCCCGACUCGGAACGGGAAACGCUCUACACCUUCAGGCGGUGCAUCAUCCUGGGCGACUCCGAAGACGAGUCGUCGGACAGCGUGCCCGCCAAGGUCCUCUCCAUCCACUGUUCGUCCAGCUCGUCCGAGUCGGGGCUGGGCAGCUACUCCGACCAGUCCAGCAGCGACUGCAGCAGCGACACCGUGAGCGAGAUGUCCAUCGACUCGUCCAGCGACCGGUCCAGCAUAAUAUCCCUGGACGACUCCCUCACGGACUGCAGCUUCGCCAAGGUGAACGGCAGGGCGUUCUCGCAGGCGUUCUCGCAGACGCGCAGCGCCUGGGAGUUGGCGGCGGCAGGCGGCGGCAACAGGCCCGUGUCGGGGAUCCAGCCGCGGCUGCGGGCCUGCGGGGGCUCCCUCGCCAAGGUCCUCACGAGGUUCAACACCCCGGUCGUGCAGGAGGCCAGGCCUCACGGCCUGUUCCCCCCGUCCCCACGGCGCCAGGCACCCAAGUACGCCUACACCUCCGCGCUGAACCACGUGCUUGUUGCCACGGCGACCGACAAGUCCCCCGUCGUCAAGAAGGUGGACGUCAUGCGGGAGCAGAACGGGAACCUGGUUGUGAUCAGGGAGGCCAGGCCCGGCCGAUAUUCCACCCGCUUUUCCGAAGUCAAGUGCGAAUCGCUACAGUCGAGAAUCAAAAAACUACAGGUUCAGGGAACCAAAUCAUAACGUCCAAAAACUAUUACUUUCUUAUUUUUGAGAGAAAAGACAAUUAUUUCACAUGUAAAAGGUUUCACUUGUACAGUUAAACAUGCUUCCAUUAACAGUUUUAAACACCAAUAUUUAUUUUGUCCAGAUUUACUCUUGUGAGCUGUGGAAUUCUUCUAGUAAUGAGACAGAUGAUCAUUAUUUUGUAGAAUCUCAGCUCACAGACAGGCACUGUUCCGUGUGUGGGCUUCAAAAAAAUAAAACAAGUUUUUAUUUUUUGUGGAAGACUGAUAAUAAGCACACGCCAACUGAAUUAUAGUUUUGUACUCUCCAUAAUUCUGUAGAUACAGUGUCAUUGCUAAAUGCUAGAGCAGUUUUUGAAUAUGGAGGAUGAAAAAUAAUCAAAGUGCUCUCUGACUGCUGUAUUUAUAAACUACAUGAAGUGCCUGAAAAAUGUAAAUUUAGCCCUUGGAAGCAUGAUAUUUUUUAGAGGUUAGGAUUAAAGUGUGAUGCUUCAGAUCACUUGUACUGAGAGACUAGUCAUCAGUAGGAAUUUACUUGGCUGCUGUUAAAACGUGUGAUUUUCAACUAUCCGGCAGCUUUGGGUUAAUUUCACAGUAAUACGUCAUCACAGUAUACAAAAUAAAUUUGGUUCUAUUUUGUUUUAGUGUACAUAUACAUAUUAUCCUGUAGAUAAGGUUUCAUGUAAUUGUGACUUCUUUAAAUAUAGUUAUUAAUAUUGGUGCUCCAUAGACUUUUUUUAUAUAGGGAUAAUGUACAUUCCAGACAUAAAUUUUGUACAGUAUUUUGUAUGUACAGAUUGUCUACAUUGUAUUUAUACAUCAGCAUUUUAUUAAAUUGUCUUUGUUUACAUGUAUAAAAAUAUUCAGUAAUUACUUUUAAAACACUGCCUAUGCAAUGGAGUUCCAUUUAAGAACUCUGAUGACACGUUGAAGUUCCUACGAGUUAAUUGUGUGAGGCCAUAUGCUAGCUUGAUGGUGCUUUUAAAUUUUUAAUGUUUUAAUUUCUAAAAUGACGUAAUACAACAGAUAUUGUAGAGUGUCUUGUCAUAGAUUGGUUUUAUGUUAUGUAUACUAUGUCUUGUAAUUUAUUUUGUUGUGUGUGUGUAUGUGUUAAUAUUUAAAGUGCCAUUGAAAAAUAAUUGUAUCAAGUACAGUGAGAGUAGAUUAGUAUUUUAUAUGAAGUGUGUAAAUGUGUGCAUUAUUUUCUUAAUGCAGAAUAAAUUGCUUAUAAAAUUACACAGUUGAGCAGUUAUUUUUGUGCCUGUUUUAAAAAGUUAUUUAUUGACAGAAACUCUCUCUCUUCAAAAUUGUUUUAAUAACCCAGUGUUUAAUGACAUCAGUUGUUCCACAAAGCAUUACAUUAAUUAAUUUUUCAAUCUGUAAAUUUCACAAGGAAAAAUGUUUGGAAUGUUGCUUGAAAUUUUAUUUUUUUCAACAGACACUAAGGUAAUAAUAGAAAAAAUUAUAAAUUGUAGGAUACCCUACUAAUUAUGAAAAUAAAAACUUGAUCAUAAGGCAUUACCUACCCAAGGUUGCUACAGUUCACAAUAACGUUUUAUAUAUAACACAUGCUGGGCAUUAGCUAGUGUACAACAAAUGAAAUUAACCAGUGUUGAAACAUUUCUACCCUUCAAAUGAUUGUUUUACAAACUGAAAUUCCUAGAAUCAAUACAUAUACAUACUAGAAAAAAAAUUGACCUAGUAAAAUUUAUUUUCUUGAAUAUAAAAUCCUUUGAAUACUAAGGAUCUGAUGGCAUUUGAGAAUUUCACUGAACCAUCCCCUAGUUGUAAUGAAAUUUCACUGUGACAUGAAUGUUAUAAAAAGAAUUUUCGCUGUUUGUCUUACCAUGGCAUUGUUUUGAGUACGUCGUGUAUUGUUGAAUACUGGGAAAGAGCAAAGUACGUAGCGUAUGUGACAUAUAAUAAUUCAAGCAAGGAUGGACGUAGAGAGGGGUGGAACUGAGGGGCUAGGGGAAGAGGGAGAGAGCAGCCUGUCCCACGUGCUGGGUUAUGAAAAGGCACAGGAUGGACCAACAAUUUCUUUUGUAGACUACAAAAAUGUUUAAAAAAAAAAGGUGAACAGAAAAAAAAUUAUCACACAAUACUUUUUUUUUUGUUUGCUCAUUAUCAAUGAUCAUGUUUUAAAUGGAGAUCUACUUAAUUGCUCAGUUUCUAGUGAGUUUGUGUGGCAUGGCUUGCGUAGAUGCCGUGGAGGAUAAAGGGAUGGAAUUUAAUCCAAUUUUUAACUUGGUAUGUCCAAAAAUCCAUCAGGAGCUGAAAACAAAAAGACAACUCGAGCAAGGGAAAAAGAAGCCCAGCAAAUGUCAUUAAUUUUACAUAUAAUUUACACCGACAUUUAUUCUCGUUGGGAAGGGGUAGGGAGGGGGGUUGAGCUGAUCACAAUUUCUGCCCCAGGCAAAGAAAAACCUAAAGCCCUUGAAUUCAGGACAAUGUAAGUUAGGUAUUUUCCAAACAUGAAUUCGUAAGAGGGUGUAAAGUAAGCUAAAAGGUUUAAUUUCUACAUUGAAACUCAUCUGCUUUUCUAUUUGGUAAUAUUGUAUUUCAUAAUAGAUUAAGUUAUCUAAAGCACAAUAAAACUUUAUAUAGAACCACAAAUAAAAAUACACAAUUAUUAUCUGUAUUGUAUAACUUACAAGUACAAAAAAGAAUGCCUUUUAACCAAUUUAUUUUCUUUACUAUCUUAUAGUCUGCAGUCAAAAUAAAAAAAUACAGUUACCAGACACAAGGGUAACAAUCUUUACUACAGCCAAAGUUGCACUUACACUGCACAGUAAAGCAAGU
Bacillus rossius redtenbacheri is the source of this 5427-nucleotide messenger RNA. RefSeq names its product death-associated protein kinase related-like. The record is from RefSeq and is a predicted model, not a curated record. NCBI's taxonomy places the organism in Eukaryota, Metazoa, Arthropoda, Insecta, Phasmatodea, Bacillidae. The coding region runs from base 347 to 2623 and encodes 758 amino acids. Gene Ontology annotation, biological process: positive regulation of apoptotic process; protein phosphorylation; intracellular signal transduction. The transcript is spliced from 7 exons. Gene Ontology annotation, molecular function: ATP binding; protein serine/threonine kinase activity. Gene Ontology annotation, cellular component: nucleus.